Molecule: messenger RNA, 4284 nt
Organism: Lizanozyma spartinae
Lineage: Eukaryota; Fungi; Ascomycota; Pichiomycetes; Serinales; Debaryomycetaceae
Gene: KAR2
Product: ATPase with role in protein import into the ER
Exons: 3
Coding region: 1-4284 (1427 amino acids)
Biological process (GO): endoplasmic reticulum unfolded protein response; protein refolding; cellular response to unfolded protein
Cellular component (GO): nucleus; endoplasmic reticulum chaperone complex; cytoplasm
Molecular function (GO): heat shock protein binding; ATP binding; ATP-dependent protein folding chaperone
Source: RefSeq, a predicted model, not a curated record
AUGGCUAGAAGGUUCCAAGGAGCAUUGCCAGGAAUGGCAAUUGUUUACCUUCUUUUAUUGGUUGUGAUACCAUUUUUCACUUCGUCGAUGGGUCCAGGUCGUUCUCAAUGGUUAGCUCGUGCUGCUGAUUCUGAUGAAGAAAAGGAAAACUAUGGUACUGUGAUUGGUAUUGAUUUAGGUACUACUUAUUCUUGUGUUGGUGUUAUGAAGAAUGGUAAGGUUGAAAUCUUGGCCAAUGAUCAAGGUAACAGAAUCACUCCUUCUUAUGUGGCUUUCACGGGUGAUGAAAGAUUGGUAGGUGAUGCUGCUAAGAACCAGGCUUCUUCAAAUGUUAACAAUACUGUUUUCGAUAUUAAACGUAUUGUUGGUUUGAAAUAUGAUGACAAGACAGUUCAUAAGGAAUUGAAACAUUUGCCUUACAAAAUUGAAAAAAAGAACGGUAAACCAAUUGUUAAGGUUGACUACUUGGGUGAAGAAAAACUGUUCACCCCAGAAGAAAUUUCUUCUAUGGUUUUAGGUAAAAUGAAGCAAAUUGCUGAAGAAUACUUGGGUAAGAAGGUUACUCAUGCUGUUGUCACUGUUCCUGCUUACUUUAAUGAUGCUCAACGUCAAGCUACUAAAGAUGCUGCCGUUAUUGCAGGUUUGAAUGUUUUAAGAAUUGUCAAUGAACCAACCGCCGCUGCCAUUGCUUACGGGUUGGAUAAGACUGAUGGUGAAAAGCAAAUCAUUGUUUAUGAUUUGGGUGGAGGUACCUUUGAUGUUUCCUUGUUAUCCAUUGAAGGUGGGUUCUUUGAAGUUUUGGCUACUUCUGGUGAUACUCACUUGGGUGGUGAAGAUUUCGAUUUCAAGAUUGUUAGAUACUUGACCAAGAUUUUCAAGAAGAAGCAUGGUAUUGAUAUCCUGAAUAACCCAAGAGCUAUUUCCAAAUUGAAGAGAGAAGCUGAAAAGGCAAAGAGAACUUUAUCUUCUCAAAUGACUGCCCGUAUCGAAAUUGAUUCAUUUGUUGAUGGAAUUGAUUUCAGUGAAACCCUUUCCAGAGCCAAGUUUGAAGAAUUGAACAUGGAUGCCUUUAAGAGAACUUUGAAGCCAGUUGAAUCUGUUUUGAAGGAUGCUGGUGUCAAGAAGUCUGAAAUUGACGAUAUUGUUUUGGUGGGUGGUUCUACUAGAAUCCCCAAGAUUCAACAAUUGAUUGAAGAUUACUUUGAUGGUAAGAAGGCUUCUAAGGGUAUUAAUCCCGAUGAAGCUGUUGCCUAUGGUGCUGCUGUUCAAGCAGGUGUUCUUUCUGGUGAAGAUGGUGUUGAUGACAUUGUCUUGUUGGAUGUUAACCCAUUAACUUUAGGUAUUGAAACUGCUGGUGGUGUUAUGACUACUUUAAUCAAGAGAAACACUGCAAUUCCAACCAAAAAGUCUCAAAUCUUUUCUACUGCUGCUGAUAACCAACCAACGGUUUUAAUUCAAGUUUAUGAAGGUGAAAGAGCCAUGGCUAAGGAUAACAACCGUUUGGGUAAAUUCGAAUUAACUGGUAUUCCACCAGCACCACGUGGUGUUCCACAAAUAGAGGUUACCUUUUCAUUGGAUGCCAAUGGUAUCUUGAAGGUUGAAGCUCAAGACAAAGGUACUGGUAAAUCUAAUUCUAUCACUAUUACCAAUGAUAAGGGUAGAUUAUCCAAGGAAGAAAUUGAUCGUAUGGUUGAAGAAGCUGAAAAGUAUGCAGCUCAAGAUGCCGAAAUCAAGGCCAAGAUUGAAGCCAGAAACUCACUUGAAAACUAUGUUUCACAAUUAUCUGCUCAAUUGAAGGAUGAAGAAUCUUGGGCUGGUAAGAUUGAUGCUGAUGAUAAGGAAACCAUUCUUGAUGCCAUUAAGGAUGUUCAAGAUUUCAUUGAAGACAACUAUGAUUCUGCAUCAGCCGAAGAUUUUGAAGAACAAAAGAACAAGUUGAACGAAAUUGUUUCUCCUAUCACUUCCAAGAUUUAUGGUGAUGGAGCAGCUGGUGGUGCUCCACAUGGUGAUGAUGAAGAUUCGGAUUCCGAUAUUGAUAUUGAUCAUGAUGAGUUAGAUAAAAAAGUUAAUAGCUUUGUUAGUAGAGAAGUGGAUGCCAUAUUCAAGAAGAUUCAUGAGGGGGUUGAUCUCUUCAACUAUUAUUACACCCGACAUGAUUCUCUGACCAAUGAUUCGCAGCGAGAGAAGCUUGAGGGAGAUUUGAAGAAGGAAGUGAAGAAGUUACAGAAAUAUCGGGAGCAAAUCAAAAGUUGGCAAAGUAAUGAACUGAUUGAAGCGGUGAUAAGUCUGUCACGAUUGCAAGAACAUCGGAAAAUGGUUGAAGAAUCCAUGGAAAAAUAUAAGGAAGUAGAAAAGUCCUCCAAAAUGAAAUCCUUUUCAAAUCAGUCCAUUAUGCUAUCCAAAUUGGAAGAUAUGGAAGAUAAUGAUUUGAGCGAAGAAGCUCAAGAAGCCGUGGAUUUUUUGAUGGAAAAGACCGAAGAAAUCAACCAACAAGCUGAAAAAUUGGAGGAAGAAUAUGAAAAAUUGAAUCAGAAGAAACUCCGAAAGAAUAAUCAACAUCUUAUUGAAGAACGGAAACAAGAAAUCGAAUCCUUUAAUGCCAGAAAUAAUUUCCAUCGUGAACGUAUUGAGCAAGUUAUCCAUUUCAUAAAACAAAAUAAAGUGGAUCCGGAAUCAAUUUGGGUAAUUCAAGAAGAUUUAUCGUUUUAUGUGGAAUCAAACCAAGAACCAGAUUUCAUCUAUGAUGAUACUUUGUAUGAUGAAAUUUAUAAGGAAGCAAAGGAAAAUGAAGAGAAUCAUACCUUGCACGAUAAUCAUGUAACCGAUGGUCCAUCAUUUUCAGUACUUGCUGAAGAAUUCGAUGGUAAUAACCCAGAUAAUCUGUUUGUUACCGGUGACGAUUCAGCACAAUCAACUCCUGUUAAACCAAAACAACCUUCAAUACCGAAUGCCGACAUACUUCCUUCAAAGAGAAUCAUCGAAUCUCUGAAUACCAUCAAAUCUGCAAGUCCUCAACCUCCAUCUCCAUCUCCUUCGUCAUCAACUUCUUCAACACAUCCUUUAUCACAACAAUCAUCUUCUUAUUCACUGCACCAAUCAAAAGAUGAUACCGCACCAUCUCCAGACAUUGCUUCCUCUUCCAUAAUUAGAAACCUAAAGCCUGCAGUGGCCCCAGUAAAGCCAGCAGGAGCCUUAAAAUGGUCUGUUGCAGCUGCAGCAGCUACAAACCUUCCCUCUACACAACAACAACAACCUUUUAUUCAACCCCCAUCAACUUCAAGUAGUGUGGAACAACCCACGACUGCAGCAACUAGUACUCUCCCGUCAUCAAGUUCAUCACCUAAAGUGCAGAUGGAGAAGUUGAACCAGCCUACUACUCACAACAAUAAGAUUCAAAUACCUGCUCUGGUCCCUGAAGAGAACUCGUUAGCUUCCACGGUUUCUACUUCACAACAUUCUAUGAAUAAUAUCUCAGCAUUAUCAUCCGAUAGAAACCAGACAUCUUUAUCUUCAACAUCGUUGCUUAAGCCUUCAAAAUCUAAUGGUAUGAUCAAUGAUGAGCCCGUGCAACCCCUCAACGCAGAGAAGUUAGCUCAAUACGUGGAUAUAAUUCGACAAUCUUCCCUUUCACUGGUGGAGAAGGAGUUUUUCACCCAGCCAGAUUUGGUAUGUUUACCACCCGGAAUUCAAGACUUGGUCAUAUCCUAUAAAGCUGUGAGGAAUUAUUCUGAUGAUGCAAAAUUAUUAAUUAAACUGGGAGAAGAUUAUCAAUAUUCCACUCCAAUUUCGAAACCUUAUUUACCCAGUAUUUCAUCCAAGCCACAUUUGCAAUUAUUCAAGUUACAAUUGUAUUGGAAUAGUAUUCGUGCAAAGAAUCUGUUUGAACUUUUUGUUCAAGAAAUUGAACUUUUAUCCUCUCAGAAUAAUACCGACAAUACUCCAUUGAUCAACGACAUGACCUUUGUCUUAUUCUUUGGGUAUUAUUAUGGUGUUACACCCAUGGAGAACCUAAUAGCAGAAUCAUGUUUGAGGGAAUUAGGAUGGGUACCUUAUAGUUCUAGUCCUUUGCCGAAUCAAAAACUGACUAACUCUGUUGAUUCUUUCACACAUUGGUUCAAGACUAUAAAGGUUCUAAACACCUCCUCAAAUGGAACUAAUGAUGAAGUUUUCCAUAUUGGAGAUUAUUAUGUCUUUGACUUGAACUUUUGGGAAAUAUAUAUCAAAAAUGGAUAUCGUUUUGAGAGUAACUUAGCCAGAUUGGAACCAUCCAAAGUGUUGUGUUAG